Molecule: messenger RNA, 1152 nt
Organism: Endocarpon pusillum Z07020
Lineage: Eukaryota; Fungi; Ascomycota; Eurotiomycetes; Verrucariales; Verrucariaceae
Exons: 1
Coding region: 1-1152 (383 amino acids)
Source: RefSeq, a predicted model, not a curated record
AUGAUCACGCGGAAGGUGCACUUCGUUCCGUCGACAGCAAAACCUUGGAUCUUGACACCGGAAACUUCGCCUCAACUUUCACCUGUUAUUUCGGACUGGGACGCAGACGACGAAGCCACUAUGUCAGCUGAGGAUCUGAGGUCUUCAAGACCAAUCAGUAUAGCAAGUACAUCUCGCGAACAUGCAACAUCAUUCUCACCGCCUACAUUGAACGAUAUCCUUGAAAAUCGCUCUCAACCUCCUUAUACCCUCAGUGCUUUCACUGCCUACCUCUCGCAACAACAUUGUCUAGAAACGCUGGAGUUUACAGUGGAUGCCAAAAAAUACCAAGAAAAUUAUGCACAAAUUGCGGCUCAUUUGGCGGGUAUGCCCAUGAACUAUGAGCAUAAGAGUGUUCACGGCUUGCAAGGAGAAUGGGUCCGCAUCCUAGAUGUAUACAUCAAACCUGGGUCGCCUCGAGAGAUCAAUUUACCUGCAGAGGUGCGGGAUGACCUUCUUGAACAGGGCUUUUCACAGAAGCCGCCUGAACCUGAAGCGCUUGAUCCUGCUGUCAAACGAAUGCAUGAUCUGAUGGCGGAUUCUAUCUUCAUGCCAUUCCUCAACAGUUUCAGUCCAGCGCCUAAAGCAGAGACAUUCAGUGGCCCGAGCUCUGAUUUUGGCGGCCGCAGAGAAGGCCGAUCUGACUUGUCAUCUUCACUGGUUGACGAACGGGCAGAUUUCCUACACCGGAAGACCUCGCGAAGGCGCCGGUCCCCCACCGCGAGCUCCAGCCUUGAAUUCUCUGGGCCCAAAUCACCGACCCUUGGCACAUCUCAUCGUCACACACAAUCUUCGAGCAUUACAUCGGCUUUAGGUCGUACUUCUGGUACAAGACUGUCAACUCACGUCUCGAAUUCAUCCGCUGCCUCCGGUUAUGAAGGUGGCUUGACGGACGACAGCGCCAGUGCAGGUAGUCCUGGUUCUAUCGACCCCAUGACUCCACCUACCACACCUCCAGGCAGUGAUUUACAUGUGGGAUCUUCGGCCAGGCGUCAGAGUCCCAAGCCGCAAAGGAGCGAUAGUGGCGGCAACUGGGUGAAGAAAGGAAUGAGGCUCCUGGGUAAACGAAAAAAUGGUGGGCAAUCAUUAAGAGAACAACCUGGGGAGGGUUAG